Messenger RNA from Naegleria fowleri, 1275 nucleotides. RefSeq lists its product as uncharacterized. Gene Ontology annotation, cellular component: nucleus; cytoplasm. The transcript has a single exon. Gene Ontology annotation, molecular function: tRNA-specific adenosine-34 deaminase activity. The coding region runs from base 1 to 1275 and encodes 424 amino acids. The record is from RefSeq and is a predicted model, not a curated record. Lineage: Eukaryota; Heterolobosea; Eutetramitea; Acrasida; Naegleriidae.
AUGAUUCCACCCAGCAGUAAUGGAAGUAGUAGUAACUCUUCCAUGUCCUCUUCUCCUGAGGAUGGAUGUAUUAAAGUUUCAAAUAUUUCCAAUAUUUAUUCAAAACCCUCCAUUCCUCCUUUAGAAUUCAUUCUAGCCAUCGGAAUUAAAAUUAAAAACAAAUCUAAAACAUCUGCAUUGGUUCGAUAUGUAAACGAGCAUUUCUCUCUAGAUUCCUACGGAUUGGACCAUUUGAAGAGAGUUAAGAAUAUUGAGAAGGAUGUUUAUUGUCUUUUAUGUCCUUUCAAUAUAAAUGAUGAAUAUAAUAAUUUAAAUGAUGAUGAUGAAAAAAAUCUUGAUGAUACUCUGAACAAGUGGUUGAAAUCUUCAAUGACAUCCAAUCACAUUCAAGAAGUGUUUUAUAAAAUUUUAGAAUAUCCAACAUUGGAUGAUAAUUUAGAAAAUCAUAUGACAUCAGAUUUAAAAUUAUUUAAAAUUCCUAAAUAUGCUCCAAAAUUAAAAAGUCAAUGGAAAGAAUGGAAUAGUCAAUAUUGGCCAAUGCGAACAGUAAAUUUAUUUGAAACUGAACUACAGUUGGCCAAAGGUGAUCCAAAAGCAGAAAUCAAUGUCAACACUCACGACAUGGAGGGAGUCGAAAAAUGUGUUCAAUUAGUUUUACAGUCUUGGGAAAAGACGAAAUUAGUCUCUGGAGUAUUCUACAAUCCCAAUACCAAGACAAUGGUUAAAAAACAGAAUGGAGGGAAUGAAUUAUUUCUGGACGAGUCGUAUCACUCAUUUUUCUCUCCAUAUUAUGAUCAUUCUCUUCCAACAAGAACCUCAAUGUUAUCACAAUUUAAGAAUACAUUAAGACAUUGUUCUAUGGUUGGAAUUGAAAUGGUUGCUCAGCAUAAUUCUGAGAUUAUUGAUACACUAAAUAAGAGUCCUAACUCAGAAAAAGAUCCUUCUAAAAUUCCCUAUCUCUGUAAAGGUUUAGAUUUAUUUAUUUCACAUGAACCAUGUUGUAUGUGUGCCAUGGCCUUACUUCAUUCAAGAAUAAGGAGAGUUUAUUUCAUUUAUGAAUGUAAACAUUCCUUUGGAGGAUUUGUGAAUCAUCAUGAUGAUGGAAGUACCAAAGAAAAUUCAACAAAUCACACCAUUCGACCACCAAAACAUCAUCAUUCACAACAAGAAUUUUGCAUUCAUGAAAAUUCUCAACUGAAUCACCAUUUUGAUGUCUAUAAGAUUUCCAUUAUACCCUGUCAACAUCAUGAAACAAAUCAAACGACGAUCUAUUGA